Hippocampus comes (tiger tail seahorse) is the source of this 1723-nucleotide messenger RNA. RefSeq names its product glucose-6-phosphate 1-dehydrogenase-like. The transcript is spliced from 12 exons. The record is from RefSeq and is a predicted model, not a curated record. Lineage: Eukaryota; Metazoa; Chordata; Actinopteri; Syngnathiformes; Syngnathidae. Gene Ontology annotation, cellular component: cytosol. The coding region runs from base 80 to 1639 and encodes 519 amino acids. Gene Ontology annotation, molecular function: NADP binding; glucose-6-phosphate dehydrogenase activity. Gene Ontology annotation, biological process: pentose-phosphate shunt, oxidative branch; glucose metabolic process.
UUUGCGCAAGCCCGCGGUGACUUUUUACUCUGCUACUUUUUGUGUGCCUGUGUCAUGUCUACAGAGAGGUUGAGAGCUGAUGGACGUGAAAAAGAAGGAAAAGAAGAACGCGGAGCCGUUCAGCCGCUCGGAGGUUUUCAGCCAGCUCAGGAGGGAACUCCACGGACAGUUGCAGUCCGAUCGUUCCAACAUCUUCAUCAUCCUGGGAGCCUCGGGAGAUCUUGCCAAAAAGAAGAUCUACUCAACUUUAUGGUGGUUGUUCCGAGAUGGCCUGCUUCCAGAGGACAGCUACUUUGUGGGCUUUGCCCGCUCUAAUUUGACGGUGGAGGACAUCAAGGUGGCUUGUCUGCCUUACAUGAAGGUGACUGAUGGCGAAGGUGAGCGACUAUCCACCUUCUUCAGCAGGAACUCGUACCAGAGCGGUCGCUACGACGACGCCGGUUCUUUCCGCAAGCUUGAUGCUCAUGUGUCCUCUCUGCCUGGCGGAGCCGAGGCCAACCGGCUCUUCUACCUGGCGUUGCCUCCCACCGUCUACCACCAUGUCUGCACAAACAUCAGCGACCACUGCAUGAGCCCCAAAGGUUGGAACCGGCUCAUCGUUGAGAAGCCUUUCGGACGUGACCUGCAGAGCUCGCAGGAGUUGUCCACACACAUGGCCUCGCUCUUUGCAGAGAAACAGAUCUACCGCAUUGACCACUACCUGGGCAAAGAGAUGGUCCAGAACCUCAUGGUGCUUAGAUUUGGCAAUCGCAUUUUCGGACCAAUUUGGAACAGGAACAACGUGUCAUGUGUGGUGCUAACCUUCAAGGAACCUUUCGGGACAUAUGGCCGCGGAGGAUACUUUGAUGACUUUGGCAUUAUUCGAGACGUGAUGCAAAAUCAUCUCCUCCAGAUGCUCUGCUUGGCCGCCAUGGAGAAGCCCACCUCCACAGGGCCAGAUGACGUCAGAAAUGAGAAGGUGAAGGUGUUGAAGUGCAUCGCUCCCGUGGAUGCGUCCAAAGUGCUGCUCGGCCAGUACGUGGGGGACCCCGAGGGCGAGGGCCAAGCCAAGUUGGGUUAUCUUGAUGACCCAAGUGUCCCUGAAGGCUCCUGCACUCCCACCUUUGCCACUGCUGUGCUUUACGUGCACAACGAAAGAUGGGACGGAGUGCCUUUCAUCCUCCGGUGCGGUAAAGCGCUAAACGAGCGCAAGGCGGAGUUGCGGCUGCAGUUCACCGACGUGCCCGGCGACAUCUUCGGAAAUGGAUGUCAGAGGAACGAGCUGGUGGUCCGCGUGCAGCCGGACGAAGCCAUCUACUUGAAGAUGACCACCAAGAGGCCCGGGGCCCACUUCAGCCCUGAGGAGACCGAGCUGGACCUCACCUACAGGAGCAGAUACAAGAACGUGAAGCUACCGGACGCGUACGAGAGGCUCCUGCUGGACGUCAUCUGUGGCAAUCAAAUGCAUUUCGUGCGAAGCGAUGAGUUACGAGAAGCCUGGAGAAUUUUUACUCCUCUCCUGCACCAAAUUGACGAGAAGAAGACACGUCCUUUACCCUACAAAUACGGGAGUCGCGGCCCGAGCGAAGCUGAUGAGCUGCUGAGGACGUUUGGAUUCCGCUAUGAGGGGAAAUACAAGUGGGUGCAACCUCACUUGUGACCCGCCUGCAUGCAUGCAUGCACACACAGCAUGCGCCACUGUUGACAAGUUUCUAAACAAUAAAGUUCACUCAAAGUCACUUCU